AUGGUGGGUUAUGAGGGGUUGGGGCUAUGGGAAGGAAGAAGAGGGGGAAAAGGGGUUGUGGGUAUGACAGGAGGUAGAGGCGAGUGUGAGAUAGAGAAGCUAGGAGAUGAACAGAUAGUGAGCGAGAAAGAAUUACCUGGGGGUGUCACAAGCGUGGCAGUUGCUGGCGGUCGUUGGUGGCAGUUGUGA
Messenger RNA from Ilex paraguariensis (yerba mate), 189 nucleotides. NCBI's taxonomy places the organism in Eukaryota, Viridiplantae, Streptophyta, Magnoliopsida, Aquifoliales, Aquifoliaceae. The record is from the annotation of a GenBank genome assembly.